Messenger RNA from Heterobasidion irregulare TC 32-1, 1661 nucleotides. RefSeq names its product MFS sugar transporter. Lineage: Eukaryota; Fungi; Basidiomycota; Agaricomycetes; Russulales; Bondarzewiaceae. The transcript has 5 exons. Gene Ontology annotation, molecular function: carbohydrate:proton symporter activity. Gene Ontology annotation, biological process: transmembrane transport; carbohydrate transport. The coding region runs from base 111 to 1661 and encodes 516 amino acids. The record is from RefSeq and is a predicted model, not a curated record. Gene Ontology annotation, cellular component: membrane.
CGCACAGCUGACUUGUUCGCCAACCCUCCCGGUUCUCUUCGGUCCGUCCGCAUUCAAGGCUUUAAAGCCGUUUGCGGGAGACGUUACCCUCCUCGUGCUCGCCGCUCGCCAUGGGGAACCUCACUGCGUUUGUCGACCAUGUCCGCCUCUACAUCCACGCGUACACGCUCGCCCUCUCAGCGUGCAUGGGCUCCAUCUUCUACGGGUGGGACAUCGGCCUCAUCGGCGGCGUCAUCUCCCUGCCGGCGUACCAGCAGUACUUUGGCGUCGACAAGCUCUCCAAAUCUCAGGCCGCGAAUCUCAACGGGAACGUCGUGUCCAUCCUCCAGGCUGGCAGCUUCUUCGGGGCGCUCAGUACGGGUUACUUCUCGGGGCGGUUUGGGAGGAAGCCUGUCCUCCUUGCGUCGGGCAUCGUGUACAUCAUCGGGAGCGUGAUUCAGAGCAUAGUAGGGCUGGGGAGCAGCCAAUCUGUCGCGCUCAGGGUGCUCUACUUUGGCCGAUUUGUAGGCGGAUUUGGCGUGGGCAUGGUGUCCGCGCUCGUCCCGUCCUACGUCUCUGAAUGUGUGCCCAAGUCUAUUCGCGGCCGGUGCACGGGCAUGAUCCAAUUCGCCAAUAAUGUCGGGAUUAUGCUGAGUUUCUGGGUCAACUUCGGCGUCGCCCAGCAUGUGCCCUUCGGCGCUAUGCAAUGGCGGAUCCCGUUCAUUGUGCAGAUCAUCCCAGGCUUCAUAUUUAUUCUUGGCAUGUUAUUCCAGCCCGAGUCCCCGCGCUGGCUCGUUGAACACGGAGAGCAUGAGCGUGCGGCACGCGCGCUGGGCUUUGCGGCCGGAAAGCCGGCGGACGACCCUGCAGUGCUGGUUACCCUCGAGGAGAUUAAGGAGGACUUUUACGGCAAGGAGCGCGCGUCGCUCUGGAAGCAGUUCAAGAUGAUGGGCGAGUCGCGUUCGACGGCGUUGCGAUGUUUCAUCCCAUCGUUGGUCAUGUUCUGCCAGCAGUGGACGGGAACGAAUGCGAUCAACUACUUCUCGCCCGAGAUAUUUGCUGGGCUCGGAGUCUCCUCCACGACCUCGAAGCUGUUCGCGACAGGGAUCUACGGCGUCGUCAAAGUCAUCGCCGUCGCCACCGUGCUUAUGUUCGCGGUCGAGAAAGUGGGGCGCAAGAACUGCCUGAUCAUCGGAGGCAUCGGCCAGGGCCUCACGAUGCUCUGGAUCGGCGGGUUCCAGGCGGUGCACCCGGAAUCGACGAUCGUGCCCGCGAGCUACGUCUCGCUCGUCGCCGUCUAUCUCUACGCCGUGUUCUACUGCGUCGGCUGGGGCCCCGUCCCGUGGGUCGUCGCGAGCGAGGUCGCGCCGAACCACGUUCGCACGGCCGCGCUCGCGCUCGCGAUCGGCGUCAACUGGCUCUUCGCGUUCACCAUCUCGAAGAUCACGCCGAUCAUGCUGAACACCAUCGAGUACGGCACGUUUCUGCUAUUCGGGCUCUGCUGCGUGCUCAUGGCCGUGUGGGCGUACUUCCUGCUGCCCGAGACGACGGGGUACGCGCUCGAGGACGUCAAGUACUUGUUCGAGCGCGACGUCGUCGUGCGCGCGCUGCAGGACGCGCCGGGCGGGCGAGUGUUUUUGGGCGGGAAGCGGGCGCCCAAAAUUUUAUUGGAGCUUGCUUGA